Mobula hypostoma (lesser devil ray) is the source of this 9348-nucleotide messenger RNA. RefSeq names its product leucine rich repeat (in FLII) interacting protein 2 (gene lrrfip2). The coding region runs from base 215 to 2461 and encodes 748 amino acids. The transcript has 28 exons. Gene Ontology annotation, biological process: regulation of DNA-templated transcription. The record is from RefSeq and is a predicted model, not a curated record. Lineage: Eukaryota; Metazoa; Chordata; Chondrichthyes; Myliobatiformes; Myliobatidae.
CGGAAGUCGAGUGCGCGCACAUAGGGGUGUGAGGGAGGUGACGUUGACUUCGGACGGCCGACUGUCAAAGCAGCGAAGAAAAGAGCACUGGUUGUGGUUCGUGGGCAAUGUCCGACCUGUGGCACAACCAUAGAAGGGAGCACCUGUUCAAAUUAUACUUGGUUCUGCAGUCCCGAAUAUUCUAGAAGACAUUGGGUUUAAUCAUUUGGAGAAAAUGGGGACACCAGGCGCUGGAAGAAAACGGACACCUAUCAAAGAUAGAUUCUCAGCCGAAGAUGAAGCCCUGAGCCAUAUUGCCAGAGAGGCAGAGGCCAGGCUUGCAGCCAAACGUGCAGCCCGAGCAGAGGCAAGAGAUAUUCGUAUGAAAGAACUGGAGCGGCAGCAGAAGGAGAUUUAUCAUUCAUCUGACAGAAAAUGGGGAGAAAUUCACCAGUGGAUGGAGAAUGCAGAACGUGCUAAGCAUUCUAUUAGGCCUCACCGACAUCACCUGGGAGCCAAUGAUGCCCUGUCUGUUCGAAGUUAUAGCAGCCCAAGGCACUCUUACUUUGAUGUACCUGUGCCUCACAGAAGCACCUCAAGGAGAAAGGAUCUUGUGGUUUGUAAAUCAUUGCCUCAGGAAAAGAACAAGUCAGCUCAACUCAAGAAAACCUCUCGAUCUAGUGGAAUAUCUCAUGACAAAAUGAAGUACAGCAUCUUACCUAGCUCUAACUCCUUCUCUUCCUUUUAUACUCGGGCAUCUUCUAACAUUGGUCUAAUUCGAAGUCAGAGUUUGGCAUCACUAUGUGAUGACAGGCUUCAUAGUCGUCAUUGGAGAUAUAACUCAAGAACUCCAACUGGAAGCAGCGUUUCUUCCCAAACAAGCUCAUUACACAACAGCCCAUGGAAUUCAGAUGAUGAAACGUUAAGCACCGUAUCCCAAGAUAGUUUCAACCGGGAGCGUUAUGACAGUAUGUCAUCUGAUUUUUCUGAUCAGAUUGGAUCAACAGCUGCCUAUUUUAGCCGUUCAAGCCGCCGGGGAAGUGUGGUUUCAGACUCUGAUGAUAUAACUGUCCCAGAUGUUUUUAGUUUGGAUGAGAAGACUGAAUUAUUUUCCCGACCAGCAUCUCGAAAUGCAGUUUCAGGAUUGUCUGCAGCCACACUGUCCUCCCUUGGAGGAGCUUCCUCACGACGAGGCAGUGGGGAGAUGAGUAGCAUUUUGGAUCCAGAUGUUUCACUUAGUGAAAUGCGGGAUAUCUAUGAGCUUAAGGACCAGAUACAAGAUGUAGAGGGGCGAUACAUGCAGGGAUUAAAAGAACUUAAGGAUUCCUUAUCUGAAGUAGAAGAGAAAUAUAAAAAAGCAAUGGUUUCCAAUGCACAACUUGACAAUGAUAAAUCAAAUCUAGUCUAUCAAGUGGACACUCUAAAAGACGUUAUUGAGGAGAUGGAGGAGCAGAUGGCAGAGCUAUAUAGAGAGAAUGAGGAAAAAUCCAAGGAACUGGAACGACAGAAACAUAUGUGUAACGUGUCACAACAUAAAAUAGAAGAAUUAAAAGAAGGUAUUCGGCAAAGAGAUGAGCUGAUAGAGGAAAACAAGUGUCUACAACAGAGGGUGGACACCCUCAUGAGGGAAGUGUUUGAUCUGCAGGAAACUAUCAACUGGAAAGACAAAAAAAUUGGGGCUCUAGAGAGGCAGAAAGACUACUUUGACUGCAUUAGGAAUGAGCGUGAUGAACUCAGAGAUGAAUUGACUGAUCUGAGGGAAAGAACAAAGGUCCUUCUAUGGAAAGUGGAGAGCGAAGGUUCAACACUUUCACAUGAUACUUCACUUAACAUGUUUUUAAAAAAAUUUUGCCCCGCUGUGAAACAAAAGAGUGGAAAAAAGAAACACGGUUUGGUGAUUAUUCCAGAAAGUACACCAAAUGGUGAUGUAAACCAUGAACCUAUUGUUGGUGCAAUUACAGUUGUGUCUCAAGAGGCUGCACAAGUACUUGAAAGUGCUGGCGAUGGGCCACUAGAUGUGCGGCUAAAGAAACUGGCUGAUGAAAAGGAAGAAUUACUUGCACAGAUCAGAAAACUGAAACUGCAGUUGGAAGAGGAACGACAGAAAAACUCUAAGAUUGAGAAUGUGCUCACAGAUUCUGAUCGAUUAGAAAAUGGCACAGACCUACAAAUUCUUGAAAUGCAGAGAGAUGCAAAUCGGCAGUUGAGUGAAUACAAGUUUAAACUUUCUAAAGCUGAACAGGACAUAGCCACUGUGGAACAAAAUGUUGCCAGACUUGAAGGGCAGUUACAUAGGUAUAAAACAGCAUCAGAGAACUCUGAAAAAAUAGAGGAUGAACUUAAAGCAGAAAAAAGAAGGUUACAGCGAGAGUUGCGAUUAGCAUUGGAUAGAAAUGAGGAAAUGGAAAUGACCAAUAGCCACUUGGUGAAGCGAUUAGAGAAAAUGAAAGCCAAUCGAAAUGCACUCCUCUCUCAGCAAUAGAGAUCAAAGAGCUAAUGCACUGCAUCUUAAACUAACAAAACCUCCAGAUGUUCCAACUUAUAGACCUUUUCUAUUGGCCCAGCCACUAUUAAAUCCCGAAACAUGUUUAUCUAUAUGGCUCUGGAUUUAUAAAUGUAGACAAACUUUUGUAAUUUAUGAGAGAACGAAGACAUCACCUAAUGUCUACAUGUUUGAUAAUAGUUAAUUAUGUAACCUUGUAGCUCACUGGGUUAAUUAUACUCUUUGAGUUGGGAUGUGUUCUUGAUAUGACUAAUUAGCAUGUAAAUAUGAAUUGUUAUAGCUUUAGUACAUCAGAAUGAUUUACCUUUCUGCUGCUGAGAAAUGAUAGUGGUUGCUUAAAGACCUUGAAGGACUGUAUGAACAGAACUGAUACAGAAGAAAACUUCACAAGCUCCUUUUGAAAAAUCGGCUACUGUUUAGUGGCCAUAAUAAAUCACCACUACACAUUUCAAGUGCCUUUUCUAUGGUGUAGUGAAGAUUAUCUUGCUUUUGUUACCUAAUCAACAACAUGUAUGGACUGUUCAUUUGGUCUAAAGUAAUAUAAUCUGUCUUUUAAAAACUAAACAUGCAAAUUUCUGGAACAAGUAUUUGCCAAAAGUGACACUUGGUUUUCCAUAAUUAACAUUCUAAAGAAUUAUAUGCAACUUAUUCUCAUAAAUAAAUGGACUAUAGGUAAGUGUUGAAUCAGUUUCAACCACCGUAUUAUGUAUUUCAAAACACAAAAGUGGCAACACUCUACUCCUUACUAUGUUCAUUAAAGUAAAGCAAAUGGAAAAUUAUAUCUUUUGCUCUAUAAAGCUAUUGGACUGCAUCUUCAAAACAUUGCUUAUGUUCCUUGUUUGUAAAUGUUUGGUCUUUUCAAGAAAACAGGCUUGUGAAUGAGGGUUUUGACAUUAAAUGUAAACGUGGACACUUUAUAUGGCAUAACUAAUGAUGUUUUUUAUCAUUGCUGUCUGUGUCUUCAUGAAAUGGGUGCACAUAGGAAGGAGGCUGUAAGGCACUUAAUGACUAAACGUUUGCUUGCUUAACAAUGUUAAGUGGUCAGUGAGAAAGAUACACAAAUGUGUAGAAAUAGCAGAAAUAUUGUAGAAACUUUGUGGGCAAGAUAGAAACCAAUUAAUUGUAAGAGGAAAGUAAAUGGUAGGACCAUGAGGAGCACUGAGGUAGAGAGAGAGAGAUCUUGGGGUGCAAAUCCAUAGUCCCUGAAAAUGACAACAUGCUGAAAGUGACCAAACAAAUAGAUAAGGUGGUACAGGCAGCAUGCCUGCCUUCAUUGAUUCAGCCACGGAAAUAUAUGAGUCAGGUUGCAGCCAUAUGAAAAUGGUUAAGCUGCACUGGGUGCGUUGUGUGCAAUUUUGCUUGCCCCAUUGAAGGAAGGAUAUGGAGGCUUUGGAAAGGAUGCAGAAGAGAUUUAUCACGAUGCUGCCUGGAUUAGAGGGGAUGAGCCAAAAGGCAAGGUUGGACAAACUUCAAGUGUUUUUUAGAGAGGUUUGAAGACUGAAGGUCAAAGGGGAUGUGUGGGGCAAAUGUUUGGUUUUACACAGAGAGGCAGUGAGAUGAUGAUAAUGAGAAGAGGACAUGUUCUGGAUGGUGAGGGUCCUUAUGAUGGAUGCUACAUUUUGAGGCACCAGCUCUUCAAGCUGCCUUCAGCAGUAGAGAACAUGGUGCCUGUGAUGGAACUUGCUGUGUCUAUAACCCCUGGAGCCUUACUUGUGGUGAGUAAGUGUCAGAUUUUAAAAAUGACUGAAGCCUUUUGUGAAAUUCUGCAGAGAUUGAGAUUGUUUAGGUUCUUCAGUACUUGGCAAUGGCCAAUACAAAGAAUUUAGGUUUUAGUGGAGUCGCCAUUGUGGGAAUGGGACAGAGUUGGAGUGAAGAACUGAAGCUUUGCUGAGAAGAGGCAGAGGCACGGUGAGGCUUUGGUUUCUUUAUUUAUGUAGCUACAGUAGCAAGAAUGGAUCCCAGGGUAGUUUUGUGCUCCUAUUGCAAGAAGUGGGAGAUUGCUAUAUCUUCAAUGUGCAUCUUGGUGCAGUUCCUCACAGAGUGUGUGAGGGAACUGGAGCUCAAGCUGGAUGACCAACGGAUCAUUCUGGGGAAUGAGUUCAUAGAUGGAUGCAAAAGGAAGGCAGUGACAUCUACGUUGCAGGAGUUGGGUAGCUGGGUGACUCAGCAGAAGGAUAAGCGGAUGGUGCAGAGUACCCCUGUAGCUGUUCCCCUAAAUAAUAAGUACUGUAUACGGUUGGGAUAGAAUCAUAGAAAAGUACAGCAUAGAAAUAGGCCCUUCAGCCUAUCUAGUCCAUGCUGAACUAUUUAAACUACCUAAUCCCAUUGACCUGCACCAGUACCAUAGCCCUCCAUACCUCUACCAUCAAUGUACUUAUCCAAACUUCUCUUGAAUGUUGAAAUCGAGCUUGCAUGCACUACCUGUGCUGGAAGUUCAUCCUACACACUCACAACCCUAAGACUGAAGAAGUUUUCCCUCAUGUUCCCCUUAAACUUUUCACCUUUCACCCUUAAUACAUGACCUCUGGUUGUAGUACCCCCUCCAACCUCAGUGGAAAAAAGCCUGUUUGCAUUUACCCUAUUUAUACCCUUCAUAAUUUUGUAUACCUCUAUCAAAUCCCCUCUCAAUCUUCUACAUUUACAAGGAAUAAAGUCCUAACCUUUUCAAUCUAUCGUUAUAGCUCAGGUCUUCCUGACCCGGCAACAUCCAAAAGCUUUCUUUAUGACCCUAUUUACCUGUGACACUACGUUAAAUGAACUAUGGACCUGUAUUCCCAGAUCCCUUGUUCUACUACACACCUAAGUGGUCUACCAUUCACUGGUUGGUCCUAUCAAAGAGCAAAACCUCGCACUUGUUUGCCUUAAAUUCCAUCUGCCAUUUUUCAGCCUAUUUUUCUAGUUGGUUCAAACCACUGCAAGCCAUGAUAGCCUUCCUCACUGUCCACUACACCCCCAAUAUUGGCAUCAUCCGCAAAUCUGCUGAUCCAGUUAACAAUAUUAUCAUCCAGAUUGUUGAUAUAGAUGACAAACAACAGACCCAGCACUGAUUCCAGCUGCACUCCACUAGUCACAGGUCUCAAGUCAGAGAGGAAACCAACUAUUGCCACUCUGAAUUUUCCCACAAAGCUAAUGUCUAAUCCAAUUUACUACCUCAUCUCGAAUGCCAAGCUAAUGAGCCUUCUUGACCAACCUUCCAUGUGGGACCUUGUCAAAUGCCCUGCCAAAGUCCAUGUAGACAACAUCCACUACCUUGCCUUCAUCAGCUUUCCUGGUAAUUUCCUCAAAAAGCUAUAAUAUUGAUUAAACAUGAUGUACCACCAACACAGCCAUGCUGACUAUCCUUAAUUAGUGUACAUCUAUCCAAAUACUUAUAUAUUAGUCCUUUAGAAUAAUACUUUCCAAUAACUUUCCCACCACUGAUGUCAGGUUCACCAGUUCUAUAAUUUCCUGGUUUAUUUUGGUGCCUUUCUUAAACAGUGGAACAACAUUGGCUAUUCUCUAAUCCUCUGGUACCUCACCUGUGCUAAUGAUGACUUAAUUUCUGCACUUGCCUCUUGCAGGUUCCGAAGGAACAACUCGUCAGGCACUGGGAAUUUAUCCAUUGUAAUUUGCCACCUCCUGUAAUCUGUACAGUAUACGGUUCAUGAGGAUGAUGCCAAUUUGCCUCAUUUCUAUAGACGCUAUAUCUGUCUCCUGAAUGAAUAAAUGCAAAAGAACAAUCAUUUAAGACCCCCUCCCCAUCUCACUUGUCUCUAUACAUGGAUUACCAUUCUGAUCUUCCAGAGGACCAAUUUUGCUCCUUGCAAUCCUUUUGCUCUUAAAAUAUCUGUAGAAUCUCAUGCAACCUCAUGCCUUCUUUCCUGGUUUCUUGCAUUUCUUAUACUCCAUAAGCAACUCGUUUGUUCCUACCUGCCUAUACCUGCUAUGCACUUGCUUUUUUUUUAACUAACCAGGGCCUCAAUAUCUCUUGAAAACCAAGGUUCCUCACACUUAUUGUCUUUACCUUUUAUUCUGACAGGUACAUACAAGCUUUGUAAAGGCAUUAUGAUCACUAAGUGCAAAGUGUUCCCCUACAUAAACUUCUGUCACCUGCCCUGUCUCAUUUCCCUAAUAUGUGAUAAUAGAGGAUCAGGUAUCACAUGCUGUCUUGUUGGGACUUCUACGUGUUGAUUAAGGAAACCUUCCUGAACACAUUUGACAAACUCUAUCCCAUCUAGUCUUUUUACAGUAUGGGAGUCCCAGUCAAUAUGUGGAAAGUUAACAUCAACUGCUACAACAACUUUACGUUUCUUGUAACAAUCUGCAAUCUCUCUGUAAAUUUGUUCCUCUAAAUCCCUCAGAUUAUUGUGCCUAAUAUAGCCUCAUUAAUGUGGUCAUAUCUUUCUUACUUCUCAGUUCCACCCUUAUCGCCUCACUAAAUGAGUUCUCAAGUCUAUCCUGACUGAGCAACACCAUGACAUUUUCCUUGACUAGUAACACCACCCCUCCUCCUUUAAUCCCUCCUGCUGUGUCGCAUCUAGAACAACAGAACCCUGGAAUAUUGAACUGCCAGUCCUGCCCCUCCUGCAACCAAGUCUCACUAAUGGCUACAGUAUCAUAAUUCUAGGUGUUGAACCAUGCCUGAUCUCAUCUGCCUUUCCUGUGAUACUCUUUUUAUUGAAAUACAUGCAGCUCAGGACAUUGGUUCCAACAUUAUCAACCUUUUGAUGGCAAAACACACAGAUUCCUGAUGAAGGGUCUCGGUUCAAAAUGUCGACUGUUCAUUCAUUUCCAUUGGUGCUUCCAGACCUGCUGAGUUCCCCCAGCAUUUUGUGUGUUUUGCCUUGGAUUUCCAAUAUCUGCAGAUUUCUUCAUGUUUGUCAACCUUUUGAUUCCUGAUUUUGGCUGAGGUCUUAACAACAUCUGUGUCAGCAACCUCUCCACUAUCUGUCUGGGCACUCUGGUUCCCAUCCCCCUGCAACUUUAGUUCAAACCCUACCAUGCAGCAUUGGCAAACCUCCCCUUCCAGUUCAGGUGCAAACCGUCUCUUCUGUAUAGGUCCCACCUUCCAUAAGACCAUAAGUUGUAGGAGCAGAAUUAGCCAUUUGGUCUAUUGAGUCUACUCUGCCAUUUCAUCACAGCUGAUCCAUUUUCCAUCUCAGCCCCAAUCCCUGUACCCUUUUAUUCCUUGUCCAAUCAAGAGUCUUAUCAACCUGGUGAAGGAAAUUCCUCUUACUCUCUGUUCUCUAUUUUGAGCCCAUGUCCUCCGGUCUUAGACUCCCCCACCAAUCCCCCCAUUCUCUCCACAUCUACUCUAUCGAGGCCUUUCGACAUUCCAUAGGGUUUCAAUGAGGUCACCCCUCAUUCUUCUGAAUUCCAGUGAGUAGAGACCCAGAGUCACCAAAUGCUUCUCAAAUGAAAGUUUUUCAAUCCCGGAAUCAUUUUCGUGUACUUCCUUUGAACCUUCUCCAAUGUCCCUGGAAGAGAGCCCAAUGAUCCAAUAAUCUUAUGCACUCCCUUCUCCACCAACUCCUCAGCCAUGUGUUAAACUAUAUAAUCUUCCCAUUUCUAGCCUCGCUAGCAUGUGGCAUGGGUAGCAAUCCUGACAAUGCUGCAGGUCCUGCUCCUUAACCUAGCACCUAGCUACUUGAACUCAUUUUACAGAAUCUUGUCUCUCUUCCUACCUAUAUCUUUGGACCACAACCCCUGGCUGUCCACCCUCCUACUUAAGAAUGUUGAGGACUGGAUCUGAGAUGUCCCAGACCCUUGUAUCUGUUAGGCAACAUACCAUCCAAGAAACGUAGAAACAUAGAAAACCUACAGCACAAUACAGGCCCUUCGGCCCACAAAGCUGUGCUGAACAUGUCCCUACCUUAGAACUACCUAGGCUUUACCCAUAGCCCUCUACUUUUCUAAGCUCCAUGUAGCCAUCCAGGAGUCUCUUAAAAGACCCUAUCAUUUCUUCCUCCACCACCGCUGCCGGCAGCCCAUUCCACGCACUCACCACUCUGUAAAAAUACUUACCCCUGACAUCUCCUCUGUACCUACUUCCAAGCACCUGAAAACUAUGCCCUCUCGUGCUAGCCAUUUCAGCCCUGGGGAAAAGACUCUGACUAUCCACACGAUCAAUGCCUCUCAUUAUCUUGUACAACUCUAUCAGGUCACCUCUCAUCCUCUGAGGCUCCAAGGAGAAAAGGCCAAGUUCACUCAACCUAUUCUCAUAAGGCAUGCUCCCCAAUCCAGGCAACAUCCUCGUAAAUCUCCUCUGCACCCUUUCUAUGGUUUCUAUGUCCUUCCUGUAGUGAAGCGACCAGAAUUGAGCACAGUACUCCAAGUGGGGUCUGACCAGGGUCCUAUAUAGCUGCAACAUUACCCCUCUGCUCUUAAACUCAAUCCCACAAUUGAUGAAGGCCAAUGUACUGUAUGCCUUCUUAACCACAGAGUUAACCUAUGUAGCAGCUUUGAGUGUCCUGUGGACUUGGACCCCAAGAUCCCUCUGCUCCUCCACACUACCAAGAGUCUUACUAUUAAUUCUAUAUUCUGUGAUCACAUUUGACCUACCAAAAUGAACCACCUCACACUUAUCUGGGUUGAAUUCCAUCUGCCACUUCUCAGCCCAGUUUUGCAUCCUAUCAAUGUCCCGCUGUAACCCUUCACAGCUUCCACACUACCCACACCUCCAACCUUUGUGUCAUCAGCAAAUUUACUAACCCAUCCCUCUACUUCCUCAUCUAGGUCAUGUAUGAAAAUCACAAAUCUCAUCCUCGUCCACAGAACCUCCUUUCUGUUUCUCUAACUUGAAUUCCCCGAUCACCCUAACUUUAAGUUUUAAUUUCCCCUAUCACCACCGCUGAACUCUUUUCACCCCUCCCCCUUCCCUUCCCUUC